GACUGCCAGCUGCUUUGGUUAGCCCUUCAUUUCCUUGCUCUCUCUCUCUCUCUCUUAUUUCAUUUCUUUUUGAGUGUUAGAGUAAAAGGGCAAUAAAGAAAGGGGCAAGGAGAUAUGUUUCCGAGCCCAAGAUUCAGUCUUUGCUGCUUUUGCAUAUUGUCUUGAGGAUAAUGAGCAGAGGCUUCUGUGUCUUCUUCUCCGAGGAAGAAGAAGAGGAAGAACAUGUUUUCUAAUUUCCAACGCCACGAAUCCCUUCUCCAAAAUCCAAUCUUUGAUUCCCUUUACUGCCAGGAGGAGGAAGAGGACUGUUUCGACGAGAAUGCAGGUGGUGCCCUUUUGUCCCACAACCUAAACCUGCCGGAAAUUCAGGAUUUCGCCGAGAUUCACGGCGGAAGGCUGCUGCUGUCGGGGCACGACCUUGUCUGGGAAGAUGAGGAGAUUCGCACCCUUUUGCAUAAAGAGAGAGUGGAGGCUGCUGCUGUAAUAAUGGCAGAUUCAGAUGGGGCUUUGAGAAGGGCAAGAAAUGAGGCCAUCGAGUGGAUUUUGAAUGUGGUUGGGUACUAUGGCUUCAACGCCAUGACUGCCCUUUUAGCUGUAAACUACUACGACAGAUUCAUCGCAUCUGUUUGCUUCCAGAAGGACAAGCCAUGGAUGAGCCAAUUGACUGCUGUGGCCUGCCUUUCCAUUGCUGCCAAGGUCGAGGAAACUCAUGUGCCCCUUUUGUUGGACUUACAGGUUGAGGAAUCGAAGUUCUUGUUCGAGGCGAAGACCAUUCAGAGAAUGGAGCUUCUUGUCCUUUCGACUCUUGGGUGGAAAGUGAAUCCUGUGACACCAAUGUCAUUUAUUGACCACAUUGUGAGGAGAUUUGAGCUCAUCACUGAUCUGCAUUGGCAGUUCUUGAGCAAAUGUCACAGUGCUAUUCUCUCAGUGAUCACUGAUUGCAGGUUUGGACAUUAUCUUCCUUCUGUAGUUGCAGCUGCGACGAUGGUACAUGUGAUUGGUGAGAUACAAGGCUGUGAUGCGACCGAUUAUCAAGCUCGGCUUGGGGACGUUCUCAAAGUUAGCAAGGACAAGGUUGAUGAAUGCCACAAGAUUGUCACGGAGGCAAUCAAUGAUCCCAAACGCAAACAUCACCACCAUAAGCGCAAGCAUGACUCGAUUCCGAGCAGCCCCAGUGGUGUGAUCGACGCCUACUUGAGCUCUGAAAGCUCAGUCGAUUCGUGGGCUGUUGCAUCAUCGUCUGUGUCGUCAUCACCAGAGCCUUUCUUGAAAAGAAGCAGGGCUAAUGAUCAGCACAUGAGAUUGACUCCACCUAGCAGUGUGUCUGGUGGCAGGGCUACUCAUCUUCAUUGAACUAAACUCGCAGUAUCUUUCAUAUAAAUAUAUAUCUAUAUAUUUAUUCAAUAUGAUCAACGGUACCUUCGUAUCACGCUUUGGCUAUAUUUUCCAUCGCACUCUAGUGCAAUAAUAAUGUGACAUUUCUACUAUGAUGUUAUUUCAGCCUAAUCGAUCCCAUGUGAUGAACUUAAGCAUUUUGCAUCAGCUGGCAUGAUUUCUAUUAUAUAUAUUCGGGAUGUCGAGGAUACAUAAUGCCUAGCUCUAGAUACAAUGGGGGAACGGGACAAGGGAUGGGUGUCCCGAGCAUUUGGUGGUUUCCACAAUGGAGGAAUUCGUGGAUUUAAGUAAGGUUUUCGAUGUAUGUAGGACAGGUUGGCAAUUGACUGCUUUGCCUUUCUUAACAUGUUGGCAGUUUUAAUAUAAUCUAAGUGUGGAGAAAACUGUCUCGAUGAUCGAAAAACAUGUUGUCCUCAAGUGGGAUUCAAGCUUGUGGCCUUUGAUGGCCUUUUCUUGCUUGUUUUUAAUCUAAAGGACAGGAAAGUCUCCCUUGAGAAAUUUAAUGCAUUUUGCUCAGUUUCAAGCUUGAGAUCUUUUG
This is a messenger RNA of Andrographis paniculata, 1933 nucleotides long. Its product is annotated as cyclin-D3-3-like. Gene Ontology annotation, biological process: mitotic cell cycle phase transition; regulation of cyclin-dependent protein serine/threonine kinase activity. The transcript is spliced from 4 exons. Gene Ontology annotation, molecular function: cyclin-dependent protein serine/threonine kinase regulator activity. Gene Ontology annotation, cellular component: cyclin-dependent protein kinase holoenzyme complex; cytoplasm; nucleus. The record is from RefSeq and is a predicted model, not a curated record. Lineage: Eukaryota; Viridiplantae; Streptophyta; Magnoliopsida; Lamiales; Acanthaceae. Bases 223 to 1353 code for a protein of 376 amino acids.